AUGAUAGAGAAAGAGAUGACAGUGAAAGAGUUGAUGAUAAAGGAAGAGGUGUUGAAGAAAGAGAUAAUAGAGAAAGAAAUGAUUAUUAAGGAAGAGAUAAUAGUAGAAGAGAUGAUAGAAGAAGGCCUGUCUCCACUGCAGUGGGAGACUCUGUCUCUAAGUUUUUUGACUAAGAACAAGUUAUUGUCAUAUGAUUUUUUCCAUUUUUUUCAUUUUCCUGUAAUUUCUGGUGCAGAUGAAAUUAGAUUCUGUAGACAUCUUGAAGCCGCUAACACUGAAAAGGAAUACAAUGGGCAGAAUGACACACAUAGACUAAACUCCAGAGAGCGAGUCCUUAUCCAUAGGUAUCUCCAGGAGGGAGGAUUCAGAAGCGGUGGUAGGGGAAGAAACAUGAAUUUUUUUGGACAAAGACUUUCAGAAAAUCAGCCUCCACUUCAUCUGGUAAGUCAACACCAAAGAAACCAAUCAGAAGAGAGACAUCCACAAAUAGAAAGAAAUCAAGUUUCCUUUGGGAGAUUUCAUGGCCACUCCCAAUCUCAUGUCCGCCACAUUAGCAGAUCUCAUGGCCACCCCUCCAGAAGAUCUUAUAGCCAUGUCAGGAGCACUCCUGUCAACUCAGAUAGACCACAUCAUGACCGCUCAGUUAGACCCCAUCAUGAAUACUCAGAUGGACACCAUCAUGACCACUCAGUUAGACCCCCUCAUAAACACUCAGAUGGACGCCAUCAUGACGACUCAGGUAGACCUCAUCAUGACCACUCAGAUAGACACUAUCGUGACCAUUCAGGUAGAUCUCAUCAUGACCAUUCAGGUAGGUUUCAUCUUGGCCACACAGGAAGAGCUCAUCCUAGCCACUCAGGUAUAGCUCAUCAAGACCAUGCAGAAAGAGCUCAACUUAGCCCUGCAGGACGAGCUCAUCCUAACUAUACAGGGCUAGCUCAUCACAACCAUGCUGGGAGAGUUAAUCAUGACCAUUCAGGGAGAGCUCAUAACAACCGUACAUGGAGAUCUCGCAGUCAUGAAGAGAGAUAUCGUGAAAUUGUUCCAAUUCAGACUAUUCCAGUUAUAUUUCUCAGGGUAUCAAGAGUCAUGCACAUGCAGUUACCUAAAUUUUCUUCAAUAAGAGAAAUGACUGAAUACUUAUUGGAUCAGGAACAGCAGAGAAAUGAGCUAAUUAAUAUCAAUAGAGGGGUGGUAUGGGCCACAGAUACCAACAUAGACCUUAGCUUCAGCAGAACCAAGCACACAGACAUGGCCCUCGGCUUCAGCCUUGACCUGGGCGACAUCCUGGCUCCAGGUGGAAGCACAGGGCACUCAACUCAGGAUGGAUCUGGUAGCAGCAUAGCCUCAGACACCAACAAGGCCAUAGGUUGA
This is a messenger RNA of Microtus oregoni (creeping vole), 1374 nucleotides long. RefSeq lists its product as uncharacterized. NCBI's taxonomy places the organism in Eukaryota, Metazoa, Chordata, Mammalia, Rodentia, Cricetidae. The record is from RefSeq and is a predicted model, not a curated record. Bases 1 to 1374 code for a protein of 457 amino acids. The transcript has 9 exons.